UUUUCGACACGGGAGCAGCAGGAGCGGGGAGAGGGGAGGCUCAGAAGGAGUGAAGAGAAGAAGGGAGGGGUGGGACUGCGACCCACACCACUCUCCUCCCGCAUACGCCAUCACCUGGCAACAACCGCCGACGCGCCUCCGCGUCGCUCCUUCGUUAAAUUGUUCAGCCUUCGUUUUUGCGAAGCGCGACGAGGGCAAACCAAGAGGGCUCCAAAAACAUAUUCACCAGCAGCACCUUGCGAAGAGUGCAGGCAGCACGUGAUGUCAAGCCUGCCCACAUCUCCCCCUCUCAGCACCUCCCCCUCGCUCGGGCAACCUCUCACGUCGGGAGCGAGCAACACACACUCGCUUCAGCAGCAAACGCCGCUGCACGCAACAUCAUCAGCAGAAGGUUCGACGAUGAUGAGGAGGGAGGUAGCGCCGAGGAGAGCGUCUGCGUCGUGUGACGGGGAGAACAUGGCAACGGCUGUUGCUCGCGCGGAAGGCACCCGAAAGGGUCGAUUCCAAAUACGCGAGGUUCGAGCGAGCAUAGCGGAAGGCGCCCAAUCAUCUGCUUGUCGCGCCGCUUUGAGCCUCCAGGAGGAUGCCGAGCACGCAAUCGCUAUUGUACAGGAUGGGAAGCUCGUUCCGUCCCCGUUAUCCACCCCACGCGCGAGAAGGCGCUCCCAGACCGAGGACGACUCGAUACAACAAACAACGGCCGUGAGCGACGGAAACAUACAGGCCGUCGCGAACGCGGUCGCCGCGGCGGCCGUGGCGGCGGCGGUCUCCUCCGCUCCGGGGGCAACCACCUUCGGGAGCACCGGCGGCAACAGCCCGGACUCGGCCACCGCUUACCCCAGCGCGGCCGCGGAGCCCGCGAAGCGCCAGAGGGGGCGGUUCAAGCUGCGGGACAUUCGAGAGGUGUCCGCGUCGGUGUCGACCUCGUCGUCGUCCACCUCCCCCGCGGGCGGGGUGUUUCUGGGACCGAACGGUCAGCAGCACCAGCACCAGCAGCACCAACAGCACCAGUCCUCGACGACGUCGGUUAUCGUCACGACGCAGCAGGAUUCGUUCUCCGGUGGCGCAUCGCCGCCAGCUGCGCCAGACACGCAGACCGCCCUCCUUCUGCUAAUAGAACAAAACCGGCAGGUGCUGGAGAAGAUCGCCGCAACAGCCGGUGGCGGCAGCAGCGCGCUGGACGUGUCCACCGGCAGCGCGGGCGCCGGCGGUGGCGGUCCUCCGCCUGUUGGAAAUGGGGGCGCUGGGGCGGGAGGGAGAGGAGAGCAGCGGAUGGCGCAGCAGCAGCAAGGGCAGGGGCAGCCUGGGCAGCCGCCGCGACGGCCAGCCAGUGCAGGAAUUGGCCGGAACGAGAUGGGCGUGGGGGCGGGUAGCGGUGGUGGCAGCGGCGGUGGUUCAUUGCAGGGCGGAGGCGGCAGUGCGGGGUCCGGUAUCGGGGGCACGGGGGUGGCGGGGNCGGGCCGUCGGGCGGAGAGGGGACGUCUGAGCACGCUGCUCGACCAGCUUAAGGAUGAGAUCGAUUUUCACGCCGCUGCGAAGAGGGAUAUGGAUCUGGAACUGAAACGGGUGAGGCAACGGCAUCGCUUGAUGGAGGACCGGGCGGCGGAAGAGAAGCAGAAAACCGCUGCAUCGGAAGCUAAGGUGGCCAAGCUCCAGGCCAAGAACAAGUUCCUAAGCGAGGAGAACACGAAGCUGAAGCAGAUCCUGCAGCAGAUCCAGGAUGCGGGUGUGUUGCCGCAAGAAGCGGGGGGCGCGUCGCAGUCACACCAGAGGCAGCAGCAGCAGCAGCAACAGACGAGUCCAACAGGGAUAGCCCUACCGGCAAGCGAAUCGAGCUCGGGAGUGUCCAGCGGGACGCCAGCUUCGUCCAGCAGUAACAAGGGUGGGAUCAUGGCUCACGGACAAUCACCCGGCGGGACAGGGAUAGGAGGAAUGCUGGCCGCCGCCGCCGCUGCCAAGGCCCAGCAGCAGGCCCAGCAGCAGGGGAAGCCUCAGCAGCAACAGCAGCAACAGCAACAGCAGCAACAGCAACAGCAGCACCAGCAGCACCAGCACAAACAACAACAGCAACAACAGCAACAACAGCAACAGCACCAGCAGCAGCCCCCCGGGCAGCAGGGAAUGUGGAAGGGGACAGCAGCAGCAGCAGCAGCAGCAGCAGCAACAACAACAACAACUUCUCGGCGUGGGUCCCGGCUCUCGAAUAUCUCCGUCGGCACCGGGGCUGGAGGACCCGCGGUCGCCACAACGGCGAAGAUCCAGCGAUGCGGUUGGGGCAGAGACGGUCCAGCCUACCACCGGCCGUCACUGGAGAAAUGCUUCCCACACCGGUGCCCUCGGGGUCAUGAGCAUGAGCGGUCCGCAGCCCUCGUCAGCCAACCCUGGACAGGGUCCAUGGCAAGGAAACUGGGGUCAGGGGGGCCAGGGAGUAAGGCAAGGGCUAGGCAGCAGCACCGCUGGAGGCGGGCAGGUGCAAGUGCCGCAGCACGGGCAGCAGCAGCAACAACAGCAGCAACAGCAGCAGCAGCAUCAUCAACAGCAGCAGCAGCAGCAGCAGCAAAUAGCUGGUGGUCGAGGUGGGCAGGCGGCAUCAGGAGGGCUUCUGGUUUCUCAGGCCCAGAGGAACAGCACUCUCGCUAAGGCGCGGUCUGUGAGUGGGGUGAUGCACAGCGUGCAGCAAACUCAACCGGGACAGCAGCAGCAGCAACAACAGCAGCAGCAGCAGCAGCAGCAGCAGCAGCAGCAGCAGCAGCAGCAGCAACAGCAACAGCAGGUUUAUGGCAUGCAUCGUUCUACCUCUGGGACACAAAUGCACGAGAAAGUGGUGAUGCCGACGACGAAUUACCCCGGUAAACAUCACCGCCGCUCGGCCUCCGGAACGAUGUUGUACGGAAACGGGAUGAGCGAUCCCAUCGGUAUCGCCGGCAGCAAUGGUGGCAAGGGCGGCGCCGGUGGUUCUGGUGGUGGUGGUGGCAGCGGCGGCUCUGGGGGCUCCGCGGGAGCGGCGGGCGGGGUAACUAACGGAGGUCAGCAAGCCGGGAGUAGCGGCGGCGGGGGUGGUAUGCGUGGGGUGUCUCCCUCUCUCGAGCCAGCCCCGCCUGUCCGGAGAGCCUCUUCAGCCGCGCAGUACGUGGGACACAUCGGCAGCAGCGGCGUAAGUGGUAGUUCUGGCGGUGGCGGCGGCGGGGUUGGGGUCAUGCCACGCACCCAAACCAGCCACGCGCAAGGCCAGCAGCAGCAGCAGCAGCAGCAGCAGCAGCAGCAGUUGCAUGGGCAGCCGGGGGGUGGUAGUAGUAGUGGUGUCGUUGUAAACGGAAGCAGCAGCGGUGGUAGUGGGUCUGGAGUUGGAGGGCAGGGCAAGCAACAUGAGGUCAUGCAGGCGCAGAUCAUGAACUCGUUCGGUCGGUCCACUCUCUCGUCGACGCCGCCAUGGAAGGAUUGAGCUGCGGUAGGCAAUUUAUAGAAAUGACGUAGCUUCUAGAACACGCAGGUGCGAGCUGGGUGGAAGGGCUGCUGCUGAGAAUUAGUCUCUUGAAGACAGUUGCCUGGAUCCAACGCGGCCAAGGGGUGAAUGACCGCCAACCCCCGCCCCCCCCCGCCCCCCCCCGCCCUUCUUUUUUGCUCCUUUACUCAAGGAAUGGGAAUGUUCGUUACUUUCGUAACACAGAAGUACUGUUGGUUUUUGGUGUAUCUUGUCUCUUUUCUAAGUACUGGUAGGAAAAACGUUGCCACCGAAUGUAGUAGGGGUGACACCACGUUUUUGGCGUUGACCGACUGAGUAUGGACGUUGUGCAACGCGGAGUGGUUGAAUUUCCGUCUAAAUCAUGCCUGAGGGAUGUUCUGAUGUCUUCUUUUUCGUUGUUUUUGGAUGGCAUCUCCAAUCUUUUCCUUUAUUUUAGUCUAUUUCAACAAUAGUGGCACGUCAUGUACAAAUGGCAAUAUUGCUGGUCUUCCGUCCCGAGGAAGUUUUUGACUCGCAGGGUGCAGGCAGGAGAACAGGGAAGUAAGCUUGUUGUGGUUGCCGUCUCCGAACGCUUCUGGGUGAUUCCGCGAUUAGAUCGUCCAUUUUUUCAUGCGUCCGUCUCGUCGUGUUUUGUGUGUUUGAUCCGUGGAGAUACCAAUAGGACGGCAUGCGAGUGCAUGCUCGACCACACAAUGUACGUACAUUCAUGAUAGACACGCACGACGAUUUGUACAAUUUCAGUCACGAACGUUUUUUUUUUUCGUGUGUAGCGCCUCGAACCAUGAGACGACUUGUGAGUAAACACGGACCGAUACGCAUGGGCAUGGAUUGUUUUGGCGGUAUUCGUCAUGUGGCAAGUAGGUUUUGGGGGCGUUUUUUUUUUUUGGCCUGCGGCAGGCCGAUUACAGAACAUGUCUUGUCUGCCGCUCUCACGGUUUCCCAGUCAUACUAGAUCGAUCAAUGUGUUGGCACGUGCGCCUCUUCAUGUCACAUGUACAAAUUAGCAUCGCCCGCCGCGACAGGCGGCGUGUUCUGGUUGCUAUUCUUCUCCAGCGAAAGACAAGGCUGUAUGCGCAGAGAGAAGAAUGUUUUAUUGCAAGCGUUUGCGUUCAAGCCAUGCUCCAUUUUGUUGUGUUCCUUCAGUUGGUGAUGUUUUGCUAUGUACAACCUGGAGGAGACGGCUUUGCAGUGUGCUGGGUUGUUUGAAAGUGUGACAAGCAGAAAACCGAAAUCCUUCAAGUUGUAUUCUGCCCGUUUAG
Ectocarpus sp. CCAP 1310/34 is the source of this 4722-nucleotide messenger RNA. The record is from the annotation of a GenBank genome assembly. Lineage: Eukaryota; Phaeophyceae; Ectocarpales; Ectocarpaceae.